This is a messenger RNA of Lingula anatina, 2367 nucleotides long. Its product is annotated as integrator complex subunit 12. Gene Ontology annotation, cellular component: integrator complex. The record is from RefSeq and is a predicted model, not a curated record. NCBI's taxonomy places the organism in Eukaryota, Metazoa, Brachiopoda, Lingulata, Lingulida, Lingulidae. Gene Ontology annotation, biological process: snRNA 3'-end processing.
GUUAAAUCCACACCAGUCGGUCGGCACACCGGAGAGGCGCCCCAUACCAGUGAGUGUGGCAAAGUCAGAGAAUGGCCUCUGUAGAGUUAGAUCCACUCUUUGUGAAGGCCUUGCAUCUCCUCCACUCCAAGGCCAAAGAUUCUACAGAACAACUUAGGCAAAUGGUUGAUGAUGUUCUCAUGAAGAAACGGCCUGCCAAAGAAGUAGAUGAGGGUGUAAAGAAAGAAAAGGGUUUAUCAGUGAAGUCCAUAAAGAGAGACUCCCCAUCACUUCCCACCCAAUCCAGUAAGAAGCAGGAGCCAGAAAAGAGGACAGUAGACAAGAUCAAACAAGAAGGAGUUGAUGUAUCAGAGGAACCUGCCAAGAAGGUGCCAAAACUGGAGAGCAAAAGUAGAACCGAGUCACCUAAAACAACAUCAAGAGCUGAAACUGAGAAGGAAAGAGAGACUGAGAAAGAAAAAGAAAAACAAAGAGACAAAGUCAAAGAAAAGGAAAGAGAAAAGGCUAGACUGAUGGAAAAAGAGAAGGAAAAGGAGAGAGAACGAAGCAAGAAUGAGAGAUCAGUUUAUGAUGAAGAGACCGAUAGCGAAGGCAGCAUGGAUGCUGGGGACUUUGCUAUAGACAUGGGAAUUGCCUGCAUAGUUUGUGGCAAUUUUGAUGUGAGUAGCCUUAAUCAGUUGUUGGAGUGCCAAGAAUGUCACAGCCUGUACCAUCAAGAAUGCCACAGACCUGCAGUAACUGAACAAGAAGUGAAUGACCCACGUUUUGUCUGGUACUGCUCAAAAUGUUCCAGAAAUCUCAAGAAAAUGGUAUCCAAACCUCAGAAGUCUCGCCCUGCACCCACUGCUGUAAGCAGCAGCUUAAAAGACAGCAGUAAUGGAGGGAAGAACACAAAGGCAGAAGCACCAGCCAUGCUACCAUUUAAAAGAUUGGAACCUGUAAAGCCUUCAGCAACAAAAGAGUCGCCUACAGCUAGCCAGAGCAGCAAACCACUCAUGGGUUUAGCAAGUCUAGCUGCUAACUUGUCUUCAAAAGUGGGACAGAAGUCGGACAGUUCAAAGGUAACCAGUUCAUCGAACAAGGAAUCUUCUAAACUGUCCAGCUCGUCAAGCAAGGAGUCUUCUAAGUUGUCAAGUUCUUCUGGCAAGGAGUCUUCUAAAUUGUCAAGCUCCUCAAGCAAGGAGUCUUCUAAACUGUCCUCGUCCAGCAAGGAGAAGUCCUCAUUAUCUAGUACUAAGGACUCCUCCAAAGGUUCUUCUUCAAGUAAGGAGUUGUCUAAGCUGUCGUCAUCUAGUGGAAGUAAACCCCUGUCAGCGGCAGCUCUCGCGGCAGCAGCAGCUGCAGCAGCAGCAGCAAAGGCCUCCAGUGGUAGCAGAGAUAGAGCAAACUCUGCCUCAGCACCAUCAUCAUCCUCAUCAUCAACAUCAGCCUCGUCAUCUUCUGGUGCGUCUGCUGCCAUGAGUGCUGACAAGAGACUGCAGAUGAUGAAGAAGAAAGCUGCAGCCAAAAUGAAUGAAAAGAGAGCUUCCCUUAGAUAGGGCUUUCUGUUCUAACAAUAGCAGACUUAAAAUUCCAUUCUGUUUUGAAUAUUGCACGUUGCAAAAUUUGGUCAUUUCCACAUUUUAAUGAAAAUUCUCAGAAGAUAUAUUUCAUUGUGUAAAAUGCAUAUGGUGCAUUUUUAGCAUUAUUAUUAUUUGACAUUGAACUGUUGCCUGGUUCCAUUCAAUGAUGUAUUUUCUUUCAGUUAUUUAUACUUAUUGUGAAAGGAAGACAGACUUAUCAUUUUAUUGUGAUGAUCAUGGCAAACUCUUGUUACUAUUAUAGCAAUAUUUUUAUGUACUUAGUAGACUGACUUUCAGUGUCAAUAUGACAGACACUGUUAAUCCAGAAAUGAAGUACAUAGCUACAUUAGCACUCACAAAUAGCUCACAGAAAACCUUUCUUGAAUUGAGGGGACCACCACCACUUAUUACUGUAUUGCAACAAAGGAAUAACUAAAAAAGUGUUUUGUCAUUAACUUUAAAAAUGUCAAUUUAUCAUCAUUGUAUUAUCAGAGUUUUUCUUGUCUAAUAUGUUUAUACAACAAAUUAUUAGAAAAGUAAUAUUUAUUUAAAAACAGUAAAAUUUUACUUGAAUAUUGAGCAUUAUAUUUUACCUUAAUAAAAUGUUGUUGUAAGUGCUUUUUCAUGACAUAAAUGUGUGACUUCAGACAAGUAAUACUUUUCACUACUUCAGCAAGUGAACUUGUUUAUACAACAAAUUAUUAGAAAAGUAACAUUUAUUUAAAAACAGUAAAAUUUUGUUACUUAACUAUUGAACAUUAUAUUUUACCUUAAUAAAAUGUUGUUGUAAGUGUUUUUUUCAUGA